UCCGAAAACACAGAUGACAAAUUACGGCUGACCGAGUCUGGAAGCUGCGCGCGAAAGGAGUCCGAGAAAUCGCAUUAAAUAACAGUUCGUCAGACCGCGCCGAUGCGUGCGGUUUUAUGUUCGUCCGCCAGCGAAUACAAACGAAAAUCAUUUGUUAAAUCCAAAGCCAGCAGCAAGCUCCAUGCGUUUUUACAUUUUUUAGAUUCGUGACUUUAAAAAGCUGCCGGAAUGGAUCCGUUGUUAUACCUGGGCGGGCUAGUUGUCUUGUUUUUGGUGUGGAUUAAGGUGAAGGGCUUGGAGUACGUGAUAGUACACCAGAGAUGGGUCUUCGUUUGCCUUUUUCUGCUCCCUUUAUCCGUCGUCUUUGAUGUGUACUAUUACCUGCGCGCGUGGAUCAUCUUCAAGAUGUGCUCAGCGCCCAAGCAGCACGACCAGAGAGUCAGAGAUAUCCAGAGACAGGUGCGAGAAUGGAAAAAAGAGGGAGGGAAGAAACACAUGUGCACAGGUCGUCCGGGAUGGCUGACUGUAUCUCUCAGGGUCGGAAAAUACAAGAAGACGCACAAGAACAUCAUGAUUAACAUGAUGGACAUUCUGGAGGUGGACACAAAACGGCAGGUGGUGCGUGUGGAGCCCUUAGCUAACAUGGGUCAGGUGACCGCUCUGCUCAACUCUAUUGGCUGGACGCUGCCUGUGUUGCCUGAACUUGAUGACCUCACAGUUGGUGGGCUGGUAAUGGGAACAGGCAUCGAGUCUUCGUCUCACAUCUACGGCCUGUUUCAGCACAUUUGCGUGUCUUUUGAGCUGGUGUUGGCUGAUGGCAGUCUGGUCCGCUGCACCGAGAAAGAAAACUCUGACCUCUUCUACGCCGUUCCCUGGUCCUGCGGUACUUUGGGCUUCCUGGUCGCGGCAGAGAUCCGGAUAAUCCCAGCUCGCAAAUGGGUGAAGCUUCGCUACGAACCUGUACGCGGCCUGGAUGCUAUCUGCAAGAAGUUUGCGGAGGAAUCGGCCAAUAAGGAGAACCAGUUUGUGGAGGGACUGCAGUACUCUCGGGACGAGGCUGUGAUCAUGACGGGCACCAUGACGGAUCAUGCAGAGCCCGAAAAGUAUAACUGUAUAGGGUACUAUUACAAGCCGUGGUUCUUUCGGCAUGUGGAGGGUUUCCUGAAGCAGAAGCGAGCUGCAGUGGAGUACAUUCCUCUCCGGCACUAUUAUCACAGACACACCCGCAGCAUCUUCUGGGAAUUACAAGACAUCAUUCCUUUUGGGAAUAACCCGUUGUUCAGGUAUGUGUUUGGCUGGAUGGUUCCUCCUAAGAUCUCUUUACUGAAGCUCACUCAGGGAGAGACUAUCCGCAAGCUGUACGAACAGCACCACGUGGUGCAGGACAUGCUGGUCCCUAUGAAGCACAUCAAGACCGCCAUCCUACGCUUCCACGAGGACAUACACGUGUAUCCUCUGUGGCUUUGUCCCUUCGUGUUGCCCAACCAGCCAGGAAUGGUGCAUCCUAAAGGAGAUGAAGAUGAACUGUAUGUUGAUAUCGGAGCAUACGGGGAGCCCAAGGUCAAACACUUUGAGGCCAGGUCCUCCACACGGCAGCUGGAGAAGUUUGUCAGAGAUGUUCAUGGAUUCCAGAUGCUGUAUGCUGAUGUAUACAUGGAGCGACAGGAAUUCUGGGAAAUGUUCGAUGGCACAUUGUAUCAUAAACUCAGAAAGCAGCUCAACUGUGAAGAUGCAUUUCCUGAAGUCUAUGACAAAAUCUGCAAGACCGCAAGACACUGAAUCCAUCCAAACCGCGGACUAGAAGAACAGCUCAAAAACUCUACUUCCAUUUAAUUGAAGUAAAUUAAUUUAUUGGGAAAAUACUCUUAUUUCACGAAAAAGCACCAGCUAAAUAUAAACCUCCCUCUAGCGUUAAAGACAAAAAAAGUUAAGGCCCUUAUUAUUUCUGAGGUUUAACACGUGCUUAGAUUCAUUAAACCAAUAUAUACUCCUUUACAGUCAAUUUGUGUAGAUUCAAAUAUGAAUAAAAGCACAAUGAUCUGUUAAGCAUUAUAUAUAUAUAUAUAUAUAUAUAUAUAUAUAUAUAUAUAUAUAUAUAUAUAUAUAUAUAUAAGAAUUACCACUUUAUUUUAAAUAGAAAAAGUAAUAAUAUUUGAGAAGAUAUUCUCUAUUUUGCUACAUUGUGAUCGUUGUCUACCUCAAGCACUAAAUGUCUUAAUAUCCAACAUAGUGAUUUAUUUUUGAGGUGUAUUCAAAGAGAUAUUUUAUCUAAUAAAAUCAUUCGAGCACUUCUAAGCAUUGCACAAUUUGUGAAUGUAUUUAGUAUUUGUUUUAGACCGGUUUAGAUCAGUACAGUUUAGGUUAUUUUAGGUCUGUGAACAAAACAAUAACAACAUUGUAUUUAUGGCCUUCUAAAUGUGUUUUUGCCCUUUUUUACUGUGUUCACAAUAUAUUUCUGUAUUUGUAUUUCCGCUGUACUGAAAGUGUAUGGACGUCACAUAAUUAGUCUCAACAUACCCAUUAAAAUGAAUAAUUGAACUCC
Puntigrus tetrazona (Sumatra barb) is the source of this 2542-nucleotide messenger RNA. RefSeq names its product 24-dehydrocholesterol reductase (gene dhcr24). NCBI's taxonomy places the organism in Eukaryota, Metazoa, Chordata, Actinopteri, Cypriniformes, Cyprinidae. Gene Ontology annotation, molecular function: Delta24(24-1) sterol reductase activity; FAD binding. Gene Ontology annotation, biological process: steroid metabolic process. Bases 229 to 1779 code for a protein of 516 amino acids. Gene Ontology annotation, cellular component: membrane; cytoplasm. The transcript is spliced from 9 exons. The record is from RefSeq and is a predicted model, not a curated record.